This is a messenger RNA of Galendromus occidentalis (western predatory mite), 5684 nucleotides long. RefSeq names its product Ubr3 ubiquitin ligase (gene Ubr3). Gene Ontology annotation, cellular component: cytoplasm; ubiquitin ligase complex. Lineage: Eukaryota; Metazoa; Arthropoda; Arachnida; Mesostigmata; Phytoseiidae. The record is from RefSeq and is a predicted model, not a curated record. Gene Ontology annotation, biological process: protein ubiquitination; ubiquitin-dependent protein catabolic process via the N-end rule pathway. Gene Ontology annotation, molecular function: zinc ion binding; ubiquitin protein ligase activity.
AUGGAAGAACAGGAGACAACCGCUGAAGUUCUUUUGCGCCGCGGCAAGAGAGGAGCUGCUAGCUACUUGCAGGCACACAGCCAUCCAGCACAAUUACUCAAUGAACUCCUGAAUUUCAUCCUCGACCCAGCCAAACCAGUCGACAUGUGGGACACUCAGGACUGGUGCAACUGGCUGAUGGCGGGGGGAAACCCAGCCGAUUUCGCGAACACAGUGAGACGUUACACUAAUGCCACAAUGUGUGGUCUUGUGUGGACGUCCAACUUUGUUGCAUACCGGUGUCGAACCUGCGGAAUAUCCCCCUGCAUGUCGCUAUGCGCCCAGUGCUUUCGACUCGGUAAUCACGAAGGCCACGACUUCAACAUGUUCCGGUCGCAGGCGGGAGGAGCCUGCGAUUGCGGCGAUACGAACGUCAUGAAAGAUUCGGGCUUCUGUACGAGACACGGACGACUCAACGAAGAGAGCGAUGCUGCGGAUCGGAUUCCUCCCCCGGACCUCCUUACGAUCGCGCAGCUCAUGAUGCCCAGGGUGAUCCUCAGACUCUUGCAGCAUCUCCGCGAAACGUCCGCGAUCGCGCCUGCCGAGCAACCGAUGGCGUUGAUUCGCGCGGAUUCUUUCAUCGAUUUCGUUGAAAAGCUCGCAGCAAUGGGAGAUCCGAUGCGGGUCGUGAUAACUCAGUCCCUCACGAACCCGUCCAUGUAUCAACAACUUACAAAGGAACGGGACGAGAACUACGAGCAGGCCAAGCAGCGACUGAAGAACUGGGAAUGUCCCAUCGAUUUCAACGACGUGAAAGCCUUGCGACCAGAGCUCGUCCAUGAGACGUUCCUGGAGGAGCUCGUUUUCUGGAUGGUCAAGUACGAGUGUCCCCAGAAGCUGACGUGUCUUCUCCUCAGUAUGCUCCCUGAGCAGGACUACAAGGUCCAGUUCACAAGAACCUUCGUCAUGCACUACACUAGGAUUUCCCUGAUGCUGACACAGUGCCGAGACAGUGAAACUCUAUCGAAUCGUGUCGUGCAGGUGUCCGUGCAACUGUUCUCGAACGAGGCACUCUCGCUACAGAUGGUGCACGAGGCUCAGCUAUUGCAAGUGAUGGUGAUCUCGAUGAAGGCCAUGAUGAAGCGGACGCUACAGCAGUCGACUUUACAAUUCGCCGAGAAAAACCUUCAUUAUGUGAUCAACUGCGCGCACAAAAUCACCAAACAACACUGUUACUGGCCUCUGGUAUCAGAUCUGAACAACAUCCUCACGCACAAACGUGUCGUCAUGGAAUUCCUCAGCGACACCCGUCUCCUAGAUGUCUGGUUCAAUUUGUUAUCCAUGUACCAGGGAAUGAACGUGCACCACCGUGAAACCGAGAGACACAUAGAGUUCGAACCCAGUACGUAUUGUGCGGCGUUUUCGGCAGAGCUCGAAGCCAGCGCGACUCCGAUGUGGGCGUUUCUGAUCCACCUCACCGAUAAGGAGACUCUAAAGCUGAGCGUUCUAGUCCUCACGCAAUGCGUCCUGGCUCUCGAGGAUUUCUUCGAUGCGAUAAAUUUCCGCGCCACGGACAAACCCACGAUCGACCAGGCGAGCUUUCAUCUUCCUCUACAUCGGUAUCUGGCCACCUUCAUCAGGAACUGCGUCCUGUUCCAAGAAUGCGGUGGCGUGGAAGAGAUCUUCAAGGUCGCCGAAAUAAGCAAUACGUCGUUCAUGAAGUGUCUUAUCGCCCAUCCACUGCAAACGAUAAUUUCUUUCUACGAGAUUAUCGCUGCCAACAUGUGGGUACGCAACGGUCUCCACAUGAAAGGACAAGCGAUGACCUACAUUCAGAGCCACUUCUGCAACUCGAUGGUCGACCCCGACAUUUUCCUCCUGCAAGUGUGCGGGUCGCAGUUGGAUAACAACUGGUUCAUCUCGACAGUGAUAGAGAGAUUCCGAGUCGGUCCCCUACUCACGCUUCAGAGUAUGACUGCCGACGACGAAUCCGAUCUAGACGAAAAAAUGGACGCAAUGCUCAAUUCGCUUCUCACGUUUUUGGCCACCCUCACCAGUGUUCGCACGAUGAUGAACGCAAACGAGGAGGAAUGCACGCGCGAAGAAAUGGUCUCGUUGCUGUGCAUGUCUGACCGCACCCACUCUCAAAUAAUCGACUUGCUGCCCGAAAAAUGCGGCCAAUACGGCGCGAGUGUACCUCACUGUGAUCGACACAUGAACGCGGUGGCCGAUUACAAGGCCCCCAAUUUCGAAAUGGGCGGCCAUAUGAUCCAAGGCACAUACACCCCGAAGGCGAGCGUGUGGGAGAAUAGUUUCGAUCCGAUUCAUACAUUGUUGAGAUCAGUGCACCGGAAAGAUUAUCAAGCCGCACUGAACCGAUUCGCCGCCCACACCGGCAUCAAGAAUUGCUGGCCGCCGUACAGAAUCCCACCAGGGGUCCAUGAAGGGCUUCAAGACCCCCGUAAGCUGCUAUUCUGCUCGAGUCUUCAAGCUUUAGCGUUCGUUAUCCUCCACAAAGCCGUCAGUGGGCGCAACGAAGAAAUCGACGAGCAGAUUCUAUCGUUAGCGGUGUAUCUACUCGAAUUGGCUGUCGAGUUUCAUUCGAAAGACACUUGUCGUGCUUGCCGAGACCGCCAAGGUCCACUCGUUGCGCCCGAUGAGGUUUUGGUGAUUUCUGAAAUCGGCGACGGAGUGGAGCACUUCAAGAACUGGUACCCCAGUUCGUGCCCGAUAAUCUCAAGUUUGACGCUAAUCAAGAACGUGGAAAUCGUGGAAACGAAUGAGGAUGCUACAGAAAGCGCGUCAACUGCCCUCAAAGUGACGUCUAUGGAUCUCGACCUCGAAAAUGCAGACGAUCAAACUGCUGCAAUCACGCACGUUCAACAUGAAGACUCUGAUGCGAAAGUAGGCUUACUCGUGGAUCUCAGAUCCGAAGCUUCGGCUGGAACCUCCUCUAACGACGAUUCGCAAUACGCUCUCUUGUUGCGGCACUCUGUCGAGCUCAUGCCAACCCAUUCGGGACGGGCUGUCAGCUGUGCCAUGGAAACGGAUGAUAGUGACGCGGAUUUGAUUGAUUUCUCUGAAGACGCCACAAUGGCCUCCUUGCCUGCUCCUAUGCCAUUACGAUAUCUAGUUGGAGUGAAUGAGAGUAUCGUCUCGCUUCUGCUUAAACUCUAUGCCAAACUGGCGUCGUCUUCGUCCCGAAGCGGCGGUCAGACCUCAUCGCCGCGUCGACGGAUUUAUAGAACUCCCCAGGAAGAGGGUCAAGUGUCCGUGCCCACCAGCCGUAUCGGAGACGGCGUACAUUUCGUCGGAAUUUUGUUGGAUCGGUAUUGCCUUUCGCACUCGUCUGUCGAAGCGAGAAUACGCCAAAUACGGGACUCUAUCUGGCCUUCGGAAGUCCAGGAAGGCGUACAAGCGCCUUCGAAGACCGACGCUCAAUUGAAAGAAGAAAGACGGAAGAAGGCACGAGAACGUCAACAGAAGCUCAUGCAGGAGUUCGCGAACCGCCAAAAAUCCUUUUUGAAACAAUGCAACGAAGUCAUCGACGACGAAAUGGUGAGUCCCUCCGAGGAAGAGAAGGAAGUCUGCCUCAAAGAGUACGAGUGUGUAAUAUGUAGUCAAACCUCGCCAACGACUGCUGAGAGACCCGUAGCCAUGGUGGUGCUACUCCAAGCAACCAGCGUACUCGGACACGCCCGACCGCAAGGGGAAGGUCCCUGUAAUCUACCGUGCAGUGAUCUGGAGAGUCUACCUUCGUCAACAAGUCGAGCGAGCUACUCGAAACAAAAAUUCGAGGAGCUCACCCGACAUUUCGAUUCGUCCAGCUGGUACCGAUCGGCCAACAUCGGUUGGGAAGGCGGCGUACAUGUACAAACCUGUGGGCAUUACUUGCACGUCGAUUGUCACAAAUCCUAUAUGCUAUCGCAACGGAGUCAACAUCAUCAAGAUUUCCACCGAAUGAUGCAGACGCUGGCUCCAGAGAGAGGAGAAUACCUCUGCCCCUUGUGUCGUCAGCUUGCCAAUUCCGUUCUGCCCAUUCAUCCAUCUACGGGGGAGCACCAAGCGGUCGUUCAAUGCAGUCCGCGAACACAUAUCAACGUCGCGACAGAGAUGUCGGACCUCAUGGCUGGCCUGCCAACGCCGUCCACGAGUAUCCUGAAGGAGAUGUCCGCCUUCAUGGAAGACCUCACGAACGCCACCUACGUCCAAUAUCGCACAUUCGUCUAUCUGAGAACGUCACAUCCUCUGAGUCUGUUCGUGUGCUCGUUAGCGCGAACUAAUCUCGAGAUCGAUCUUCUGCUUCACGAUGGACAGCUACCACCGAGCACUCCCGACCAGGCGGCCAGUAGUUCGUCGAUUGGACCGCGGAAAAGUUGCUUCGUGCCUCUUUUCCACGUGUUGGCGCUUCAUCUUAAGGCCCUCGCGGAGUCGCCCCUCUUCCACGUUUGGCAUUCUCUGACGGGCCUGCCCGUCGAAAAUACCACCUCGCUGGCUCCUAUGCAGAAGCACGUACCGUUCCUCAUCCGAGACAUCAGUUCGAUGCUCAUCGAGUUCCUAUUGAGCCUCCCUCUCAAUCUCGACAAGGUUUAUUUCACCUGCGUCGUCCGAGUGCUCUAUUCCCUAGCCGUGGCCCAGAGCGUUUCCCGAACCCUCUGUCGAAUGACCAGAGCCGAGACGCAUGAGCUGCAGGAGAAACUGGACCGGAACCCUACGGCUGGUUUCUACCCGUGCAUCUCAGUCAUCUUGUUGCAUUUGAGGAGAAUGGGAUUUCUCAACUGCGACGAGACCGAAGAGCCCGGCUUGCGCGGUCAACAAUUUGAGAGCUACAUCGAACGGAGCGUCAUACCUUUCUUGAGGAUAUGCGCUCUGCUCCAAAUGCAUCUCUUCAAUGAGCAAUUGCCGAAGAGGGAAGGCAGCGAAUUCAGAGCACUGAGCUCGUUCCUCGGGUUGGGCGAGGAACAGACCGGUUCAGCUCAACCUUCAACGCCUCCGAACGUGAGUCCGUGGGGAAAAUCAAAAGGAGAAAAUUACGCGACCGUGCUCAUGACUCCAAUCAAAUCAUUUGGUCAAACCCGCAUACUUUCACAGGCUCUAUCCAUCGUCCAAUGGGCGACUGACGGAAUCGGCCUUGUCGGCCAAUGGUGCAAGGAGCUCGGUUGUUUCGUCGAAGCUGACAGAGCUGCCGCGCGAUCGCUGCUCGUGGAUCAACCGCUCAGCUGGCGGCAGCCAUAUCUCCUCGGAUUACCAAAGAACUAUUCCGUGCUUUUCGAAUACUACCAUCGGAAAUCGUGCACCGUGUGCCAAAGCUGCCCUCAGGAUCCUUCGUUGUGCCUCGCUUGUGGUACUCUUGUCUGCCUGAGAGAGGUCUGCUGUCGUCGUCAGGAUACGGCUUAUUUCGAAGCGGUGCAACACUCAAUCGAUUGCGGAGCGGGAACCGCUGUGUUCCUCCAAGUCAAUUCUACUUCGAUCAUUGUCAUCCGAGGGAAGCGAGCUUGUCUCUGGGGCAGCGUGUACCUCGACUCGUUCGGCGAAGAGGAUCGUGACCUCAAACGCGGCAAACCUCUGUAUUUGAGUGAAGAUCGGUACGCCCUGCUGCAACAUCAGUGGGUGACCCAUUCAUUCGACCAUUGCACCCACAAGAGAUGGGCGUGGCACAAGGACAGCUUAUAAGACGGACUCGGAGGAAGACAUCACGUUGCCAA